ACACUCAAAACAAAAGUCAAAAUUGCAAAUGUCAAUAAAUAUCUACCGUGUGAAAUAAAGUUUGUUGUAUUUUUGUAAACAAUUGUUUAUUGUCCUAAUAAUGGCUCAUAUUCAGUUUGUGGAUGAAUUAGUAAGAGAAUAUUUAUUGUACCGAGGAUUCACAUCUACUGUAAAGGCGUUUGACAACGAUUUAAAGGCUGAUAAAGACAAAGGAUUUCGAGUGGACAAAAUAAUCGAACAAAUAAUGCACUAUAUUAAUACUUCAGAUUUAAAUGGUCUGAAGGAGUACUGGUCACAUCUCGAUAGUUUGGUGUUUUCCAAAUUAGAGAUCCAUGUGCAACCUGCUGUACGUAAAAUAGAAUACAGUCUAUACAAACUAUACAUAGUAACUGCAUCACAGAGUGCUGGAGGCGUGAAGAAUGAGAAGGUUGCAGAGUUUUACGUUAAGAUGAUACCGGAACUGCAAGGCCAGAGCGAGUGGAAGGACUGGUUCAUUCUACCCUUCAUAUCAAAGCCCGAAGAGACUCCGACGUUCAGCAUGUAUUACACGCGCGCAUGGCAAGACAGCGUGCUCGUCUCCCUGCACAACCUGCUGGCCACAGUGUUUCAAUGCAUGCCCCAACCCACGUUGACGAGCUACGAAAGUGAUGCUGCGUUGGUCAAGCGGUUGCAGGAUAAGUUGGCUGUUGUGUCUGGAAAGACCCAACAACAAACAGCAGAAAAAACUUCACCAAUCGGACAUCAAUCGCGGUUAAGUCAAUAUUCAGAGCGUCUCAGUGGACCGUUACCUUUAGUGGAUGACUUCUGCGCGGUACCCUCGGAGCAGUUAGACAGCGGAGUCAGAGAAGCUAAGGGACUCCGCGGUCUCCUUCGACAGAUGGGAGGCAGUCCCGUCAUGGGCAGGAAAUCCGGCCGUUCGCAAAGCCAAAAUUAAUAUUAGUUAAUAAUGUAUGCUUUAAGUGUUAUAUUCAUUCCUAUGUUAUAUGUGAUGAUGAAUUAAUGUAUUUUCGAGUAAAUGAUGUGACAAGUUUAUGAUUUUGUUA
Manduca sexta (tobacco hornworm) is the source of this 1043-nucleotide messenger RNA. RefSeq names its product WD repeat-containing protein 91. The record is from RefSeq and is a predicted model, not a curated record. Gene Ontology annotation, cellular component: late endosome membrane; extrinsic component of endosome membrane; early endosome membrane. NCBI's taxonomy places the organism in Eukaryota, Metazoa, Arthropoda, Insecta, Lepidoptera, Sphingidae. Gene Ontology annotation, biological process: early endosome to late endosome transport. The transcript is spliced from 4 exons. Gene Ontology annotation, molecular function: phosphatidylinositol 3-kinase regulator activity. Bases 101 to 934 code for a protein of 277 amino acids.